This is a messenger RNA of Zygosaccharomyces rouxii, 1281 nucleotides long. RefSeq names its product GPI-anchor transamidase GPI18 (gene GPI18). Gene Ontology annotation, biological process: GPI anchor biosynthetic process. Bases 1 to 1281 code for a protein of 426 amino acids. Lineage: Eukaryota; Fungi; Ascomycota; Saccharomycetes; Saccharomycetales; Saccharomycetaceae. Gene Ontology annotation, molecular function: GPI mannosyltransferase activity; alpha-1,6-mannosyltransferase activity. Gene Ontology annotation, cellular component: mannosyltransferase complex; endoplasmic reticulum membrane. The transcript has a single exon. The record is from RefSeq and is a predicted model, not a curated record.
AUGUUCUGUCAAUUGAGUUCUACGUUUAUCCUCUGUAAGUUAGUUCAAUAUGGGCUGAUUUUAUUAACGCCCAGGGAUCAGUUUGAUACUUCUACAGAACUUUUGUUAGCAAGGUUUGUUAGUGUGGCUGAUAGUAGCAAAUUUUGGAAUAGUCACCUAUGGAAUAAGCUUUUAGCAUGGGAUUCUGUUUAUUUCAUGAAGGCAAUGGCGUCGGAGAAUGGUAAACCAGCUUUUGAACAUGAAUUUGCCUUCUCUCAGUUUUGGAUCCAUUUAGUAAGAUUUCUGGCUCCUAACCAUGAGUUCUACAAUUUACUCAAGACUGGUGUUGUCCUAGAUAAUAUAUUGCACUAUUUGGCCACAUUCAUCCUGUAUUUUUUAACCGUAAAGAUUUUUAGUGGUAAUUUGAAAAGUUCGUAUGCUAAAUCUCUGGCUAAGAAGACAUCGGUUUUGUUUAUCUUUAGUAGUGCCGCUGGAUUUUUAACAGGAAUUUAUUCUGAACCAUUGUCGUUUACUCUGUCGUUUUUAGGAAUUUGGGCUCGACAAUCAGCAGUCUUUACCACUUUACCCAAACAUAUCGAUUGUCUUUAUUCCAGAUUUCCACUCUACUUGUUUUCAGCAAUCUGUUUUAGUUUGGCUACUUUGAACAGAUCAAAUUGUAUCGUAUUGGGUAUCUAUUACGUCUUUGACCUUUGGCAACUGUUAAAGAAUCGUAACUACGGUAAAGCUCUUCUUUUCCCACUAUUAUCAGGUGGAAUUCUUUUCUUAACAUGCGUCCUACAGCAAUAUGUGAUCCCUUAUAGUAUCUUUUGUCCAGAGAGAGGUUCAUGGUGUAAUACACAAAUUCUGGGUCCAUUUACCAGGCAAUCCUUUUAUGGAUUUUUGCAAUCUCAUUAUUGGAACGUUGGUUUUCUCAAAUAUUGGACUCCAAAUAAUAUACCCAAUUUCCUAUUCGCAUUACCCAAUAUUAUCAUUCUACUGUAUUCAUCAGUUUAUUUUUCCAAGAUAUAUCCAUAUUACAGUUUAAGACCACAUAUUUGGGUCACUACAUCUUUGGUCAUUAUUGUCUUACUUUUCGCCCACGUUCAAAUCAUUAAUCGGAUUUCAACUUUCAUUCCAUUGCAUCUCUGGUACAUUGCAGAUAGAUUGUUGAAAACCUCUAAUUCGAAAGAUAAGAGCACACCCCGUGGCGAUGAUAGAAUCGCUCAUUAUUAUAUUAUAUGGCUUAUCUUUUGGAUUCCCCUACAAACGAUACUCUUUGCAUAUUUUUUACCGCCAGCAUAA